Molecule: messenger RNA, 552 nt
Organism: Fraxinus pennsylvanica
Lineage: Eukaryota; Viridiplantae; Streptophyta; Magnoliopsida; Lamiales; Oleaceae
Source: the annotation of a GenBank genome assembly
AUGGCUUUGUUCAAGCAGUUAAUUAGUACAAAGACCCAAACCUCAUCCUCUUCCACCCGCAAGCCUCCAGGCUCCAGCCGAAUAUUUAAGACUCCGCAAACCCCGAUUGUACGCACUAAGUCAUAUGAAAAAUACAACAUUGAUGACUAUCCAUUAGGAACAAAUGCAAUUGUUGCUGUUCUAGCAUAUUCUGGAUAUGAUAUGGAGGAUGCCAUGGUAUUAAAUAAAUCAUCUGUGGACCGUGGCAUGUGUCAUGGCUACAUAUACCAGAUGAAUUGGUACGGUGCACUCUGGAUACUCAACAGUUGGGAUGGAGGUGGAAUUGAUGGUUCGGAGGUGGUGGAGAAGGGGCAGGAAAGAGUCAACAUGGUGGUCAACUUCGAGAAGUCGAGGAGAGGCUACUUUCAAAUUCGCAAGGAAGGUGGGGAGAUUUUUGUAAGCUUGCUGAAUAUGAAGGAACGCUUCACAUUCAUGAAGGCAGUGAACAUGGAGAAGGUCAUUUAUGAUAUUAUUGAAAAGUUUGAACUCACGAGUUUCUUGGCUUAUUCCUAG